Messenger RNA from Vespa mandarinia (Asian giant hornet), 3290 nucleotides. RefSeq names its product WD repeat domain 59 (gene Wdr59). The record is from RefSeq and is a predicted model, not a curated record. Gene Ontology annotation, molecular function: protein binding; signaling adaptor activity. Gene Ontology annotation, biological process: cellular response to amino acid starvation; positive regulation of TORC1 signaling. NCBI's taxonomy places the organism in Eukaryota, Metazoa, Arthropoda, Insecta, Hymenoptera, Vespidae. Gene Ontology annotation, cellular component: vacuolar membrane; Seh1-associated complex.
AUUCUGAUUUUCACUUUAAUUGCAUUUAUAUUUUGAAUCUUAUGCAACAAGCAAAAAAUGAAUUGAAACUUUUAUUUUCUUUUAUUAACUUGGUUUUCCACAAUUUAAUAACUACUUUUAUAAUUUAAAUAUAACUAGAUCCGUGGAAUAAGUUUCUUUCUACAUAUGUACAAUCUGUUGUAUUACAAAUUUGUCUAACCUUAUUACAGAAUGUUGACAAGCAUUUGUAUUCAUUUGUAAAAUGUCAAAACGUUGGAGCAAUGAUUAUGUGGUUACGGAGCACCGUGACUUACAGGCUAAUACUAUGGCCAUAGAUGCAACCGGGAAUUAUGUUUUACUAGCUGGUCGUAGAUAUUUUGCCAUAAAACAAUUGGAUGAAUGCAAGGAAACUUUACGAAAAUUUCAACGACAAAGUAAAUAUGAAGUAGGUUCUGCAGAAUGGAAUCCCACACCAUUAAAUUGUCACUUAUGUGCAAUAUCAAGUAAUACUCGUAUAGAAAUAUUAAGCCUUACAGUAAGUAGUGGAUAUGAGCUACAAACUAUCUAUAGUCUUAAAGCACAUACCCGUGUAGUUAAUGAUAUAAAUUGGCAUCCGAAAGAACCUGACAUUAUAGCUUCUUGUAGUAUUGAUACUUUUAUUCAUAUUUGGGACAUAAGAGAUCAACGAAGACCUUGUUUAUCUUUAUCAGCAGUUGCGGGAUCUUCACAAGUACGUUGGAAUGGUUUAUCGCCACAUACGUUGGCUACUACUCAUGAUGGAGAUAUUAAAAUAUGGGAUCAACGUAAAGGAAAUAGUCCUGUUCAAUAUAUAGCAGCUCAUUUAACAAAGAUACAUGGUUUAGAUUGGUGUCCAUUUAGUCAAACUCAAUUAGCAACAUCUAGUCAAGAUUGUACAGUUAAAAUUUUUGAUAUUGGGAAUCCAAAAAAAGCAGAAAAUAUCUUAACAACAAAUUCUCCUGUAUGGAGAGCACGAUAUACACCUUUUGGAGAAGGAUUAGUAACCAUAGUAGUACCACAGUUAAGACGAGGAGAGAAUAGUCUUUUAUUAUGGAAUACAUCAAAUCUUAGCGCACCUAUAUAUACUUUCGUAGGACAUACCGAUGUUGUCUUAGAGUUCCAAUGGCGACAUAAAAAAUUAGAGAACACUGACUAUGAAUUAAUUACGUGGUCAAAGGAUCAAUGCUUAAGGAUAUUUAAAAUUGAUCCUUUUUUAAAAAAGUUAUGUGGACAUGACAGUGACGAUAACGCCUCCGUUUUUUCCCAAUAUGGAAAAGAUAAUGCAUUAAGUUCUUUGCAAUCCGUACAACAACUUCAAAUAAAUGAUGCGCAGAAUAAUCAGGAAACAAAUUAUAUAGAAACAAAAAUUGAUGAUUCUACAUCGAGUACGGAAUUAAGUACAUUUUCUGAAAAUACAAAAGAUAUAUCAUCACCUACACAACCCAAGACAUUACAACAAGAAUUUUCCUUAAUAAACAUGAAUAUACCAAAUAUAGAGGUAAAUGCAAUGGAUGCAAAUGAACGAAGCUGUACUGUUACAGCAUGUAAUACUAAUUAUAACGUAGUACUUAAAGUAAAUUUCCCUAGAAACUAUCCAUACAAUGCACAACCUACAUUCCAAUUUUGUCCUGGAACAAGCAUUGAUAAUGCAACAAUGGCAAAAUUAUUAAAAGUUUUGAAACAGACUGCUCAACAACGCGUCAGAAAAAACCGUUCCUGUUUGGAACCAUGUCUUAGACAAUUGAUUAUAACGUUAGAACAAAUAUGUAAAAAAGAUGAAAAUGAAACCAAUCAUCUAGAUUAUUAUAUACAGGAUAAUGCAAACUUUUUAAAUUCCUCUAAUAUGUGUACUACUUAUCAAGAUGCAUAUAUACCAUUUCCUCGAACAUCCGGUGCCAAAUUUUGUUGUGUAGGUAUACUUGUAUGUUUUGGUCGUUCUUCAUAUCAAAGAAGAUCUUCAAUAAAACCAGAAAGUAUAACACCUAGAGCACUAUCUGCUUUAGGAAGUGGAAUUAAUAAUGGAGAACAUUUUAUGAAUAUGUAUCCAAAUACUUAUGUGCCAUCUAAUGAUGGUAUAUCAAUCAGUUCUUUCUAUUUUCAAGAUCGUAAAAACAUAAGACGUAAUUUACAUGGUACAAAUAGAAUACACGACAGGCCAUGUUGUAAAAAUUAUCGUUCAUUGGUUACAAUUUACGAAGCUUCGUCUCUAUUUUUUGUUAGUAAAGAACUUGCAGAAAAAUAUAUUAUUAACAUUACAGAUAUUCCAGCUAUGUGUCAGUAUAAUGCAAAUGUUGCUGCUACAUUGGAAAGAGCUGAUUUGGUACAAGCUUGGUGUUUAGCUGCACUUGUUAUAUCACAAUCUUCUUCCAAUAAAGGACAAAACUUAUUUCAAACAUCAGAUAAUGAUCUUGCUCCAUGGGCUUUACAUCCGUUCGGACAAAAUUUAAUUCAUUCUUUAAUUCAACAUUAUGCUAAUCAAUCUGACAUACAAAUGGCUGGUAUGUUGAGCUGUGCAUUUAGUUAUCGAUCUGAAAAUGUAGAUGCUACGCAAACACGAAUAGUUAGCAAAUCUGUUAAUGUUAGUCCUGGUGGUUCCCCAUAUCAUACAAUUCAUCUAGCAGAUACAACAUUAGAAGGAUGUAAUUUUCCAAAUUUAAAACCACAUAGGUCCAAUUCAUGGUCUGAAUCUCUAGAUGAUUUAAAAAUUAUACAAGAUACAUUUGGAGAUUCUGUUAAAAAUAUUAAAGUACUUGAUGAAAAAUAUACAGCACUUUAUAAUGGAUACAAAAAAGCAUAUGCGGAGGUACUACAUAGAUGGCAAUUGUUAGAUGCAAGAGCACAAGUGCUGAAGCAUGUAAGCAUAAUGCCAAUUGAUAUACAUAAAGGUGUUGAAUUCCAAAGUGAAUGUCAAAUCUGUGGUAAAGUUUGUAGAGGUCCUCAAUGCUUAAACUGUAAACGAUUAACAUUUGAAUGUGUAGUCUGUCAUAUUUCAGUUAGAGGACCAAGCAACUUCUGCAUUCUUUGCGGUCAUGGUGGACAUACUCAACACUUAGCAGCCUGGUUUGUUAAUGAAACAGUUUGCCCAGCAGGCUGUGGGUGUUGUUGUUUGCAAGAAAGUUCUAUACUAUUAAAAAUGUAAAUAAUACAAAGAAGCAAAAUUGUAUAUACCAAUGACAAAUAAUACGUGUUAUGAUAAAAUAAUAUUUUUUAAGAAAAAAGAGAGAUUUAUUAAUUACCUGUUACAAAGAGUUGUGCAAAUCUAUUAAUAUAAACAUAAUCUAUUUGUAACCUUA